Messenger RNA from Molossus molossus (Pallas's mastiff bat), 5343 nucleotides. It is a transcript of the gene SCN11A, whose product is annotated as sodium voltage-gated channel alpha subunit 11. The transcript is spliced from 26 exons. NCBI's taxonomy places the organism in Eukaryota, Metazoa, Chordata, Mammalia, Chiroptera, Molossidae. Gene Ontology annotation, molecular function: voltage-gated sodium channel activity. Gene Ontology annotation, biological process: sodium ion transmembrane transport; neuronal action potential; membrane depolarization during action potential. The coding region runs from base 1 to 5343 and encodes 1780 amino acids. Gene Ontology annotation, cellular component: plasma membrane; axon; voltage-gated sodium channel complex. The record is from RefSeq and is a predicted model, not a curated record.
AUGGAAGACUGGUGCUAUCCAGUGAUCUUCCCAGAUUCGCGGAACUUCCGCCCCUUCACUUCUGACUCUCUGGCUGCAAUCGAGAAGCGGAUCGCAAUCCAAAAAGAGAAAAAGAAGCGCAAGGACCCAACAGCAUCAGUACCCCAACCUCGACCUUAUCUUGACCUAAAAGUCUCCAGGAAGUUGCCCAAGCUCUAUGGUGACAUUCCCCGUGAGCUGAUAGCAAAGCCCCUGGAAGACUUGGACCCAUUCUACAGAGAUCAUAAGACAUUUAUGGUGUUGAACAAAAAGAGAACAAUCUACCGCUUCAGUGCCAAGCGUGCCUUGUUCAUUUUGGGGCCUUUCAAUUCAAUCCGAAGUUUAGCCAUUAGAGUCUCAGUCCAUUCAUUGUUCAGCAUGUUCAUCAUCUGCACUGUCAUCAUCAACUGCGUGCUCAUGGCCAUAAAUCCUAAGACCGACCACAACAGUACAGCUACUAACGUUGCUGAAUAUGUCUUCACCGGGAUUUAUAUUUCCGAAGCUUUGAUAAAAAUAUUGGCAAGAGGUUUUAUUCUUGAUGAGUUUUCUUUUCUUCGAGACCCGUGGAACUGGCUGGACUUCAUUGUCAUUACUACAGCGUUUGUGUCGUAUGUACUAUCUAUGAACAACAGCAGCAUCGGCCUGUCAUCCCUGCGUACCUUCCGAGUAUUCAGAGCUUUGAAGGCAAUCUCAGUAGUUUCGGGUCUGAAGGUCAUUGUGGGGGCUUUGCUGCGCUCAGUGAAGAAGCUUGUCGAUGUGUUGAUCCUGACUCUCUUUUGCCUCAGCAUCUUUGCCCUGGUAGGUCAGCAGCUCUUCAUGGGGAAUCUGAACAUGAAAUGCGUCAGGAAGGACUGUCCCCAGAUCAACGGUAAAUUUAACGAGACUUGUUUUGAAAAAGAUUCCACUGAAUUCAAAUUGUGUGGUGGUACCUGGUCAAAUAAAAGCGUCUGUUCUGAGCAGUAUGAAUGCAACAACACCCACAUGAAUCCUGACUAUGGCUAUACAAAUUUUGACAACUUUGGCUGGUCUUUUCUUGCCAUGUUCCGGCUUAUGACCCAAGAUUCCUGGGAGAAGCUUUAUCGACAGACCUUGCGUACCUCUGGGCCCUUCUCAGUCUUCUUCUUUGUGGUCGUCAUCUUUCUGGGCUCUUUCUACUUGGUUAACUUAACCCUGGCUGUUGUCACCAUGGCUUAUGAGGAACAGAACAGGAAUGUAGCUGCUGAGACAGAGGCCAAGGAGAAGAUGUUCCAGGAAGCCCAGCAGCUGUUAAAACUGGAAAAGGAGGCUCUGAUUGCCAUGGGAAUUGACAGAAGUUCACUAAAUUCCCUGGAAGCAUCAUCUUUUUCCUCAAAGAAGAGAAGGCUACUUGGUAAAAAGAAAAGAAAGUCCUUCUUUUACAGAGAGUCUGAGAAACAACAGGUUCCGGGAUCAGAUUCUGAUGAAGAUUCCCCAAAAAGGCCGCACCUCCUAGAGCAAACCAAACGACUGUCCCAGAACCUGUCAAUGGACCUCUGUGAAGAACAUAUAGACCCCUUUCAACGGCAGAGGGCGCUGAGUGCUGUCAGCAUCCUCACUAUCACCAUGCAGGAACAAGAAAAAUUCCAGGAGCCUUGCCUCCCAUGUGGGGAAAACCUGGCAUCCAAAUACCUCAUCUGGGACUGUAGCCCCCAUUGGCUAUGCUUUAAGAAGGUCAUGAGAAUGGUGAUGACUGACCCCUUUACUGAGCUGACUAUCACCAUCUGCAUCAUAAUCAACACUGUCUUCUUGGCCAUGGAGCAUCACAGAAUGGACCCUGGUUUUGAGUCGAUGUUGCAAACAGGAAAUACGGUUUUCACUGGCAUUUUUGUAGCAGAAAUGUGCCUAAAAAUCAUUGCGCUCGACCCCUACUACUACUUCCGCCGAGGCUGGAACGUUUUUGACUUCAUUGUUGCUCUUCUGAGUUUUGCAGAUGUGAUGGCACAGAAAAAUUUGCCAGUGUUCCGUUCCUUUCGAGUGCUGAGGAUCUUCAAGUUAGCCAAAUCUUGGCCAACUUUAAACACACUGAUUAAGAUCAUAGGCCACUCGGUUGGAGCCCUUGGAAACCUGACUGUGGUCCUGGCCAUUGUGGUCUUUAUUUUCUCAGUAGUUGGUAUGCAGCUCUUUGGCUCUAAAUUUGGUUGUGAAAAGAAAAUUUCAACAUCCUAUAACCAUAUAGACCAAAGUUCUCGACGCUGGCACAUGGGGGAUUUCUACCACUCCUUUCUGGUGGUAUUCCGCAUCCUCUGUGGGGAAUGGAUCGAAAACAUGUGGGAAUGUAUGCAAGCAGCUAAUUCAUGCCUGUGCAUUGUUGUCUUCCUAUUGAUCAUGGUGAUAGGAAAACUCGUGGUACUCAACCUCUUCAUUGCCCUGCUGCUCAAUUCCUUCAGCAAUGAGGAGAGAGGUGGAAACUUGGAAGGAGAGUCCAGGAAAACCAAAGUCCAGUUAGCAUUGGAUCGUUUCCACCGGGCUUUUUGUUUUGUCAUAUCUACUCUUAAGCAAUUUUGUCGCAAGCGGUGCAGGAGGCAAAACUUACCAAAGCAAAAAGGGGUGACUGAAGGCUCUUCUGCAGAGAGCAGAGAUGCCAUUCCCCUGGUCACAGAGAUGAAAAAAGACCUAGAGACCUGGGAGGAGUCUGGUGUACUAACUGUUACACCAAAGCCCUUGAAUGUCGGGCAUGAAGGGAUUUUGUUGGCCCCACUUGCAGAGGAAGAAGAUGAUAUUCAAUUUUCUGAUGAAGAGAAUGCACAGCCUGUCACACAGUCUGAGGCUGGAAAACAGGCCUGUGAACUCCCUCAGGAGGCCAAGUCCACCAUCCCAACACAAAAUGUGGAAAUUGAGGUGUCCUCUGAAGAUGAUGCUUAUCUGUCAGUACAGAAUCCCCGAAAGAAGUCUGAUGCUAUCAGUGUGCUCUCGGAAUGCAGCACCAUUGAUCUGCCAGAUCCCUUUAAGCGGGUACCUGAAAUGGUUCCCCAGAAGGAACCAGAGAGAUGUUUUCCCAAAGGCCUGUGUUGCUGCUUCCCAUGCUGCGCUGUGAACAAGAGAAAGUCCCCCUGGAUCACUUGGUGGAACUUGCGGAAAACCUGCUACCAAAUGGUGAAACACAGCUGGUUUGAGAGCUUUAUUAUCUUUGUGAUUCUGCUGAGCAGUGGGGCAUUGAUAUUUGAAGAUAUUAACCUUCCUAAAAGACCCAAUGUCCAAGCAUUACUUAAUUGUACUGACCAUAUUUUCACAUACAUUUUUAUCCUGGAGAUGGGUCUGAAAUGGGUGGCCUUUGGCUUUCCGAAGUAUUUCACCAGUGUCUGGUGCUGGCUUGAUUUCGUCAUUGUGAUUGUGUCUGUGACCACUCUCAUUGAAUUAAAGAGCUUGAAAUCCUUCCGGACUCUGCGAGCGCUGAGGCCCCUGCGAGCUCUGUCCCAGUUCGAAGGAAUGAAGGUGGUAGUUAAUGCUCUCAUAGGUGCCAUACCUGCCAUUCUGAAUGUGUUGCUUGUCUGCCUCAUUUUCUGGCUUAUAUUUUGUAUCCUGGGAGUAAACUUGUUUUCUGGAAGAUUUGGAAAAUGCAUCACUACUGAUACAACAAAUAAUGUGAUAGAAGUGUUAAAUGCCACCUUCAUUGUAAACCACAGUCACUGUGUGAGUGAAAAUCUCACCUGGGACAACCUGAAAGUGAACUUCGACAAUGUGGGAAUGGCUUACCUCGCCCUGCUGCAGGUGGCAACAUUUAAGGGCUGGACAGAUAUUAUGUAUGCAGCUGUUGAUUCCAGGGGGAAGGAAGAACAGCCAAAAUAUGAGGCAAACAAAUACAUGUACCUUUACUUUGUAGUUUUUAUCAUCUUUGGCUCAUUCUUCACUCUGAAUCUCUUUAUUGGUGUUAUAAUUGAUAACUUCAACCAACAGCAGAAAAAGAUAAGUGGCCAAGACAUUUUUUUGACAGAAGAACAGAAGAAAUAUUAUAAUGCAAUGAAAAAAUUAGGAUCUAAAAAACCUCAAAAGCCCAUUCCAAGGCCUCUGAUCAAAUGCCAGGGUCUUGUGUUUGACCUGGUCACAAACCAGUUCUUCGACGUCCUCAUCAUCGUCUUAAUUCUCCUCAACUCGGUUUGCAUGAUGGCCGAAUCAUAUGGCCAGGGUGCUGAUGUGACCGCCACCCUUGAGUAUCUCAACCUGGGCUUUGUGGCCAUCUUCACAGUUGAAUGUCUCAUCAAAAUCUUUGCUUUGAGGCAGUACUACUUCACCAAUGGCUGGAAUUUAUUUGAUUGUGUGAUCGUGGUCCUUUCUAUUGUUAGUACAAUGGUUUCCGCCUUGGAAAAGAGUGAUCACAUUCCUUUCCCCCCGACGCUCUUCAGAAUUGUUCGCUUGGCUCGGAUCGGCAGGAUCCUGCGGCUUGUCCGCGCAGCGCGGGGCAUCAGGACCCUCCUCUUCGCUCUGAUGAUGUCCCUUCCCUCUCUGUUCAACAUCGGCCUUCUCCUCUUUCUGGUUAUGUUUAUUUAUGCCAUUUUUGGUAUGAACUUUUUUGGCGGAGUGGAGUCAGACUCUGGCAUUGAUGACAUAUUCAACUUCCAGACGUUUGCAGGCAGCUUGCUCUGUCUCUUCCAGAUCACCACCUCAGCAGGGUGGGAUACCCUCCUCAACCCCAUGUUGCAGUCGGAAAACAAAACAUACUUCUACACACAGCUCCCGACCAUAGCCGUGACCUACUUCGUCAGCUACAUCAUCAUCUCCUUUCUCAUUGUUGUCAACAUGUAUAUUGCUGUGAUUUUAGAAAACUUCAAUAUAGCCACUGAAGAGAGUGAGGACCCUUUGGGUGAAGACGACUUUGAAAUGUUCUAUGAAGUCUGGGAAAAGUUUGACCCAGAAGCAACACAGUUUAUCAAAUAUUCUGCCCUUUCUGACUUUGCCGAUGCCCUUCCCGAGCCUUUGCGUGUGGCCAAGCCAAAUAAAUUUCAAUUUCUAGUCAUGGACUUGCCCAUGGUGAGUGAUGAUCGCCUUCACUGCCUGGAUAUCCUCUUCACUUUCACCACCAGGGUCCUCGGUGACUCCAGCGGCCUGGACAGCAUGAAGGCCAUGAUGCAGGAGAAGUUCAUGGAAGCCAACCCUUUCAAGAAGUUAUAUGAACCCAUCGUCACCACCACGAAGAGGAAGGAGGAGGAGAGAUGUGCGGCCGUUAUCCAGAAGGCCUUUCGAAAGUACCUGGUGCUGAUGAAGAAAAACAAGUGUGCCUUGGAGGACGGGCCUCAUCCGCUGCCCCAGACGCUCUGCAAUGGAGACUUGUCCAGCUCUGGGGUGGCCGAGGGCAAGGUCCACUGUGACUGA